AUGCCUGUCCCCUCUCAUCCUAAACUUGAAGGCUUUGAUGUCAUUCAGGCCACAUACAAGCAGAUUGGCGACCAUGCCAUUCGAGUGGACAUCCUCAUUCCUCAAACUGCCUAUACCGGCAAACGGCCAAUCCUCGUCCGCACCCAUGGUGGUGCCCUGGUUGCUUGUGACUCAUUAUUCAUGGAUUUCUUUCCCCACUGGGCAGCGGACGUAGCCCUCAAACAUGGAGCCGUGAUCGUGAGCCCCAACUACCGGCUCAUGCCCGAGUCCACGAGCGCAGAGAUCUACGACGACAUCGACGACUUCUGGAAAUGGCUCCACUCCCCAGCUCUGGCCGACCUACUCGCCAGCCACACCACGCCCACCGAGAUAGAUCUCACCCGCAUCCUCACCACCGGUGAUUCCGCAGGUGGCUUGCUAAGCCUCUAUCUCGCCCUAACCUAUCCAUCCCAGAUCCGUGCCUCCACGGCCGGCUACCCGUGGGUGAACCCCAGCUCAGCGGGCUUCCAGGCUCCGCGCACAACCUUACCAUUCGGCGUACAUACGCCCGAAUCCAUCAUCGACGACACCGUGGCUGCUGCGGCUUCUGGCUCGGUCGUGUCGUCGGAUCUCUCGCCUGCCCGGCUCGGAUUCAUGCUUGCGGCUGUCGAGCACGGCCGUUUGGCUGGCUUUUAUGAGCGCCAGUCGGAGGCGUCCUCGCACCGAGAGUUAUUCUACCCUGCCAAGAAACUGGAGGGACCGGGCUUGAGUAUCCCACGGGGAGGAAUUGCCAUCUGGCACGGGCGUCAAGAUACCGUGGUUCCUCUGGAGGACGUGGAGGAGUUUGUGGUGCGGCUGCUUGAAGCCACAAAGGGGCUGCCAAGUGGUGACAAAGUUGUGCUGGCAUUGCGGGAUGGGGAUCAUGGGUUUGAUAUGGACUCUCGGUAUGAGGACGAGUGGUUGCAGAAGGCUCUUAAGUCGGCCGUGGAGGCUUGGCUAGAGUAA
Molecule: messenger RNA, 984 nt
Organism: Aspergillus bombycis
Lineage: Eukaryota; Fungi; Ascomycota; Eurotiomycetes; Eurotiales; Aspergillaceae
Product: alpha/beta hydrolase
Exons: 2
Coding region: 1-984 (327 amino acids)
Molecular function (GO): hydrolase activity
Source: RefSeq, a predicted model, not a curated record